AUGCCGGUCGCCCCAACAUGGUGCCAAGGUCCAGCGGUUCGCAUUCUCAAAGGAAGCGAAGGGCCAGCGACGUUUUUCUUUUUGGAAGACCCGUUGGCCCUCAGGCCACGGCGUUGUACAGCACAGGGACCAGCCGCGUCGUACCGGGCGGAAAUAUAUCCAAGAAGGUCCUGGGGCACGUGCCGACGCGCUAUCAGCAGUAUCACCCGCACCAGGUUGCUGCCGAGUGGUGUUGUAGAGGAAAAUCCCGGCCCUUCACUGCGAGGUAUGCAGUGGAACUCAGCUGGGCUUAUCCAGGCCGAGAGGCUUGCUCACCACAAAACCCUUGUUGAGGAGAAUGUGACAUUCUGCCUUCUAAGCGAGAAGAAACUAUCUUGUGCGGAAGUCUCGAGUUUCACAAUCGCUGGUUACCAACAUCAUGGAGUGUCCCACCCCUCUAAAGGAGGCGGUGUUUCGAUUCUUGCGCGCGAAGAUCUGCCAGUAGAAGUAGGACUCACCGUAGUUGCAAGCAUUGAGUAUGCUCAUGCAACGAUCCACAUGUCAGAAGGUCUGGCGCUCACAGUGACGUCAGCAUAUUCUUCCCUCCGGGGAGAUCAUGCGCAACUUCAGAACUAG
Messenger RNA from Trypanosoma theileri, 615 nucleotides. Its product is annotated as Tbingi protein. Bases 1 to 615 code for a protein of 204 amino acids. NCBI's taxonomy places the organism in Eukaryota, Euglenozoa, Kinetoplastea, Trypanosomatida, Trypanosomatidae. The transcript has a single exon. The record is from RefSeq and is a predicted model, not a curated record.